Messenger RNA from Malania oleifera, 1839 nucleotides. Its product is annotated as polyadenylate-binding protein RBP47B'. NCBI's taxonomy places the organism in Eukaryota, Viridiplantae, Streptophyta, Magnoliopsida, Santalales, Ximeniaceae. The record is from RefSeq and is a predicted model, not a curated record. Gene Ontology annotation, cellular component: cytosol. Gene Ontology annotation, molecular function: mRNA binding. The transcript is spliced from 8 exons. The coding region runs from base 108 to 1451 and encodes 447 amino acids.
ACUUAUAAACAGCUUUCAAGUGUAAUUAAUCUUUCGUCGCUCAAGUAAAUUAGUGGGGAAGAAGAAGAAAGGGGGAGAGGAAGAGAGUGAGGAGUGAGGUCUGAGGGAUGGACGCACAGGCACAGCAGCACCAGUGGUUGAUGAUGAGCGCGCAGGCUCAGCACGCAACCACCGCCGCCGCUGCCGUCGCUUCAAUGUCUCAGCCUUAUCACCAUCCCACCACCGUCGAAGAAGUUCGAACCCUUUGGAUUGGCGAUUUGCAGUACUGGGCCGACGAGAACUACCUCCACACCUGCUUCGCUCACACCGGCGAGGUGGUUUCAAUAAAGAUAAUACGUAAUAAGAUCACUGGCCAGCCUGAGGGUUAUGGGUUUGUGGAGUUCGUUUCACAUGCAGCUGCUGAAAGGAUUCUCCAGACGUACAAUGGGACACAAAUGCCUGGAACUGAACAAACAUUUAGGUUAAAUUGGGCUUCUUUUGGAAUUGGUGAAAGGCGUCCAGAUGCUGGUCCUGAGCAUUCUAUCUUUGUUGGGGAUUUAGCACCUGAUGUCACAGAUUAUUUAUUGCAAGAAACAUUUCGAGCUCAUUAUCCAUCAGUUAGAGGUGCCAAAGUUGUGACUGAUCCAAAUACUGGGCGCUCUAAGGGAUAUGGAUUUGUUAAAUUUUCUGAUGAGACAGAAAGAAACCGUGCUAUGACUGAAAUGAAUGGUGUCUUUUGCUCCACUAGAGCAAUGCGUAUCAGUGCAGCCACACCAAAAAAGACAACUGGUCUGCAGCAACAGUAUGCAACAACAAAAGCCUUAUAUCCAGCUCCUGUUUACACUACACCAGUGCAGGCACUUCCUGCUGACAAUGAUAUAAACAACACAACAGUUUUUAUAGGUAACUUAGACCCCAACAUCACAGAAGAGGAAUUGAAGCAAAUCUUUGUACAGUUUGGGGAGCUUGUCUAUGUGAAAAUUCCUGCUGGCAGAGGAUGUGGUUUUGUACAGUAUGGUGCUAGGACAUCUGCUGAAGAAGCAAUCCAAAGGAUGCAGGGAGUUGUUAUUGGUCAACAAAUAGUUCGCCUUUCCUGGGGUAGAAGCCCAACAACUAAACAGGAUCUACAGGGUGCCUGGGGUCAAGCAGAUCCAAGCCAAUGGAGCAGCACUUACUAUGGUUAUGGACAAGGUUAUGAUGCCUAUGCAUAUGGAGCUGCUCAUGAUCCAUCCUUAUAUGCAUAUGGUGCAUAUGCUGGUUACUUGCAGUACCCUCAACAGGCUGAAGGUGCCCAAGAAAUGACGGCCACAUCAGGCUUUGCCAUGCCUGCAGAGCAAAGGGAGGAACUGUAUGAUCCCUUGGCUACACCUGAUGUUGACAAGUUAAAUGCUGCUUACCUUGCCAUUCAUGGGAGUGCCAUCUUGGGCCGGCCCAUGUGGCUGAAAUCCUCGUCGGCCUCACAGCAAGCUUAGGCUUUUGUUGCAUAUUCAGAUGGUUUGGCAUUCCAUUGGCCACUGAAGGAAGUUCAUGUAGUGAUGAUGAAACAACAUUCUGGCCAAAUGUAGCAACCAAAAGGAGAUGGUUCGGUUUUGUAUAUCGCUCUAGGCAGCUUUGGUGACCAUGUAGUAUUUGUGCUUUCGUAAAUGCAACCGGGCUAGAUCCACAGUCAGAUUCUGUGAUGUGCUCGUUGGGAGGAUCCUGCUCUGUCAUCAAUUUUGAAUCACUUUGCGGAGUGUUACAUUUUCAUCUGUCACCGCAUUAAAUUUUGGAUGGAUUAUAAUACGAUUGGAAAAAGAAAUACCCGUUUUGAUGUAUAUUUAUUUUCAUAGUGUUGCUCCACCAGCUGGUGGUAUUUUGACA